Porites lobata is the source of this 5527-nucleotide messenger RNA. Lineage: Eukaryota; Metazoa; Cnidaria; Anthozoa; Scleractinia; Poritidae. The record is from the annotation of a GenBank genome assembly.
AUGGACAACAUCUCGGAGAUUCAACAGACCAUUCUUAUUGGUGCAGUCGUUGCAACUUUUCUUUUCAACACUGGACGUAUUAUAAAAGCAGUAGACAUCUUUAACGAAUGUUUGGUGCUCCUUAACGGUAAAGCUCUAGAGACAAUCAAAGAACUUACCACACCACUUGUUAUCAAAUUUUACCAUAAACUUCUUGAUGGCUAUACUCGUGUGUACGAUCACACCCGUGCCACAGAAUGUGGUAAAAAGCUUCUAGUGACACUACACAAUAGUGGCCAAAAAGAAGUAGAAGGGAUGACAUUACUUAAACUAGCGAACAUCUACUAUCAAACAAGCAAAUACGAGGAAGCAAAACAGUUUUACGAGAAGGCACUCAGCAUCAUGAUUGAGACUGGAAAUAAUGACGGAGUUGGAACAUGUUACGGGAAUCUAGGAGCUGUGUUUCAAUCCGUUGGUCAAUAUACCAAGGCUGAAGAAUACCUUCAAAAAGCACUAGUGAUCAGGAAAGAAAUCGGUGACAAAGAAGGAGAAGCAUCUGCUUACGGAAAUCUAGGAACUGUGUUUCAGUCUGUUGGUCAAUAUACCAAGGCUGAAGAAUACCUUCAAAAAGCACUAGUGAUCAUGAAAGAAAUCGGUGACAAAAAAGGAGAAGCAAUUGCUUAUGGAAAUCUAGGAUUUGUGUUUCUUUCUGUUGGUCAAUAUACCAAGGCUGAAGAAUACCUUCAAAAAGCGCUAGUGAUCAGCAAAGAAAUCGGUCACAAAGAAGGAGAAGCAUCUGCUUGCGCAAAUCUAGGAAAUGUGUUUCAAUCUGUUGGUCAAUAUACCAAGGCUGAAGAAUACCUUCAAAAAGCACUAGUGAUCAUGAGAGAAAUCGGUUUCCAAAAAGGAGAAGCAUCUGCCUACGGAAGUCUAGGAACUGUGUUUCAAUCUGUUGGGCAAUAUACCAAGGCUGAAGAAUACCUUCAAAAAGCACUAGUGAUCAGCAAAGAAAUCGGUGACAAAAAAGGAGAAGCAUCUGGUUACGGACAACUAGGAACUGUGUUUCAAUCUGUUGGUCAAUAUACCAAGGCUGAAGAAUACCUUCAAAAAGCACUAGUGAUCAGGAAAGAAAUCUAUGACAAACAAGGAGAAGCAUCUGCUUACGGAAAUCUAGGAACUGUGUUUACAUCUGUUGGUCAAUAUACCAAGGCUGAAGAAUACCUUCAAAAAGCACUAGUGAUCAGGAAAGAAAUCGGUGACAAACCAGGAGAAGCAUCUGGUUACGGAAAUCUAGGAACUGUGUUUCUUUCUGUUGGUCAAUAUACCAAGGCUGAAGAAUACCUUCAAAACGCACUAGUGAUCAAGAAAGAAAUCGGUGACAAACCAGGAGAAGCAUUUGUUUACGGAAAUCUAGGAAGUGUGUUUGAAGCUGUUGGUCAAUAUACCAAGGCUGAAGAAUACCUUCAGAAAGCUCUAGUGAUCAGGAAAGAAAUCGGUGACAAAGAAGGAGAAGCAGCAGAUUACGGAAAUCUAGGAACUGUGUUUCUUUCUGUUGGUCAAUAUACCAAGGCUGAAGAAUACCUUCAAAAAGCAUUAGUGAUCAUUAAAGAAAUCGGUCACAAAAAAGGAGAAGCAACUGCUUACGGAAAUCUAGGAUUUGUGUUUCUUUCUGUUGAUCAAUAUACCAAGGCCGAAGAAUACCUUCAAAAAGCACUAGUGAUCAAUCAAGAAAUCGGAGACAAAGCUGGUGUUGGAGCUUCAUACUUAAAUCUGGGAAAACUUUGUCGAAAAUUUCAACUUACUGCAAAGAGUCAAGAAUUUACUAUUAAAGCACUUGAGAUGAGUUACGAAAUAGGGAGCAUUGAAAUGCAGUUUGAUAGCCACCUUGCCAUUGCUCUGAAUGAGUUAGUGGCAGGAGGAAGCAUAACUGAAGCUCUGCGAAAUCUGCAUGAAAGCAUUCAGAAGUGCGAAGAAAUGCAUGAUUUUUUAAGAGUGAAAGAUCCAUUCAAAAUUUCUUUUUUUGAUGAGCAUGUGUCCCCUUACCUUCUCCUUUGUAGGUUGUUAAUUGCUACAGGCAGUUAUUAUGAAGCUCUUUACGUUGCCGAGCUUGGACGAUCCAGAGCACUGACAGAUGUACUUUCAGAUAAUUACUCUGUGGAAAAAGGGGUAUCAGUCAAGCCACAGUCAUGGAUUGGCAUUGAGAACAUCAUGAACAAAAAUGCACUUAGUUCUUGUCUUUAUGUUUCCUGCUUCGAUGAUAAUAUGUACUUUUGGAUCCUCAAGCCGAACAAAAUUAUAGUUUUUCGACAAACGAGACUCAAAGAAAGUGCAGAUAAAGUGUUUGGAAAUCACACAUUUGGUGGCUCUCUUGAUUUACGUCAAGACCAAUGCGAAGAUCGAUCAUUAUUUUCAUGUGUAAUUUCCCCAGUAUCAUGCAAACAAUCUCAGAGUGACAGCUUCGAAUCUUUGCGUCUUAUCGAAGAAGAGGAAGACGAAAAUCACGACUCUAAACCUUUAACCCUUGCUGGUGGUUACAACAUGAUAGUCGCUCCUGUAGCUGACUUACUCCAAGAAUCAGAAAUCAUUAUUAUACCGGAUAACUUGUUGUUUCCUAUUCCUUUUGCUGCUUUAAAGGAUGGUAAUGGAAAGUAUUUAUCGGAUACUUUCAGGAUUCGUAUUGUCCCUUCGUUGACGACUCUUAAGUUGAUUCAGCUCAGUCCAGGAGACUACCAUAGUAAAACCGGUGCACUGAUCGUAGGGGAGCCAGAGGUUAGUGAUGUAUACUACCAAGGACACAUACUACAGUUAAACUCGCUGCCUUGGGCGAGAAAGGAGGCAGAGAUGAUUGGGCGACUGCUCGGUGUUCAACCGUUGCUUGGAAAGGAUGCAACUAAGCAGGCAGUCCUGGAAAGCAUGGAUUCAGUAAGUCUUAUUCACUUUGCUGCUCAUGGUGAUGACGAACGUGGAGAAAUAGCUCUUUCCCCUAUAAGCUCCUGCGGAACUCCACACGAAGAAGACUACUUAUUAACGAUGGCUGAAAUUUCACAAGUUCGACUAACAGCCAAGCUGGUUGUCCUUAGCUGCUGUCAUAGUGCAAGUGGUCAGAUUAGAGCUGAGGGAAUUGUUGGAAUCGCUCGAGCAUUUCUAGCAUCGGGCGCACGCGCCGUGCUGGCGGCGCUGUGGGCUGUAGAUGACAAAGCUACCAUGUGGUUUAUGAAUCGUUUUUACGAGCACCUUGCUCGUGGUGAAAGUGCCAGUGAAUCUCUUCAUCAGGCCAUGAAGUCGAUGAGAGAGACUCGCUUUUCUGACGUCAAGCAGUGGGCACCCUUUAUGCUGAUUGGAGAUAAUGUGUCAUUCAAAGGUUUGUAUUUGAUAUCAUUUUUAGGUUUUUUAGUUAUCUUAGUCAAAAUUUGUGAAAUUGAUGUUCGUGACACUACGCAUCAUUUUGAAAAAUAUUAUGAAGGGAGUUAUACUGAGUUUUCGUAGUUUUUUUUUUUAUUUAUUGUCUUUUCCAACCCUGGUGAUGGAAGUGAGGCAUCUGGAGAGAAGGCCGAAUUCAAUUGUUUUCCGAUUUUUAUGGAAUAUUUCGUAAAGGAUGCUCGAAUCUCUAACUUACUAAAAUGAAAAUGUAGAAAACGAUAGUUGAGAUUCCAAAGAGCAUAUGAAAAUAAUUUAUUAAUAUACCGUAAAAUUCCGAAAAUAAUCCCUGGGGCUUAUAUUUUUCAAAAGCCCUUUUUGAGGGGCUUAUUUUUGGAGGGGCUGAUAUUCGGAGGGGCUUAUUUACGGAGGGAAAUUUGCGUUUCAAAAUCGAUUGGACUAGCCUUAUAGUUGGAACUAAAUUUACCGUUUUUGCUUUGUUUUACUUUGAGGGCAAUUUUCGAAGUACAAGCCCUGGGGGGGCUUAUAUGCGGAGGGCCGAUUUAACGGAGGCUUUUUACGUUACCGGUUUGGGGGGCUUAGUUUUGUAGGGGCUUAUACAUGGAGGGGCUUAUUUUCGGAAUUUUACGGUAUCACAGAGAAGAGAAGUAAGUGUUAAACACACUUUUUCUUGAGGGUGUGCCUGAUGAAAGAAAAAAUGUAGUCUGUUCCAGGCUCCGCGACGGAGUCGCUGCGCACGCCUUUCACCGCUUCAUCCCUACUAUUCAAGAGCCUGGAACAGGCUUUAAAAAACGCUGCUAGUAUUUUUAGUGAGAGUGAAGAAUGAUCAUCGCAGUAAAUUUUCCAAUUUAAGCAAUUGGAAAGAAGAAGCCUGAAAAAAAUCAGGGCUUCAACGGGAUUCGAACCCGUGACCUCCGCGUUGCGAUGAUCAUUCUUCACUCUCAUCUACAACCGCAGUUCAAAAAUGAAUUAUUUCAUAUACUUCACAGUAUUUUUAGUCUUAAAAAGAUUCAUCCUCAGGGAACCAGAGAUAGUGCAGAGGGUAUACAAACUAAUUACCGGUGGGCGAGAGUUUGAAAGCAGACGGAAAGAUUCCCUGGGCACUUAAUCUAGCUCAAGCAGGUGCAGGGGCAUUUGAUUUUGCAACUUCUAUUUUAUACAGGUAUUUUUCUGGCAAAUGAGCUAAGGGAAACUCCCUUGUCGAUUUCGUGUGUUCUUAAAAGGAGGUCAUUUUCGUCAUCAAUCGCCUCGUUUAUGAUGUUUGUUCCCCGGAGAAAUCGAAAGAUUUAAUAUGCCCCCAAGAAAGUAUUUCAUUCGAUUCGAUUGGGUUUUACAAUACGUUUUGCUUUAGUUCUCUUCGUAGUCGCGAUUUUGUACCAGAGGAGAUGGCUGAUAUUCUGGGCAACCAUUGCACAGGCUGCUCGGGCUGCUCGGGCGGCAAGGGAUAGCAUGGUUGGCUUGAUAUUAAUCUCCUGCUUGAAGCUAUAAUCUGAUCAGUAUAAAAACAGCAAACGAAUCCAAGGAAUUUGAAAUAAAGUAAAAUAUUCUCACUGCAUACAUAAUUGGCCGGUGACGCGGGAGUUAAGGAACUCUUUUAAAUUCCGUGGUGUUGGGCCUGCGCGCUCGCGGCACGAUGGAUUGCGACCCGUGGUUAGAAUUGCUUAGUUUUUGCCCGCCUUUUGGCUAGUUCAACGGGGUUCAGUGGAAGUGACUUAGAAGUUUCGCCCCUCCCACCUCCCCUGGUGGCGGUUGACGUCGCUUACUCUCAUUAUUCGGCAUGCCUGUUGUCCUGGCAGUCGCGGUUGCCUCCCACAACUUAUUUCUUGUGUCGGAACAAUAGGUAUGCAAUGCGAAUAUUAUAUGAAUCACAUUUAAGCUGAAAGUGAGACAAUAUGACUUUACUGAAUUUUUAGCAUAUAUAUAUAAAUGAUUCCUCAAAAUGUAAAGGUUUUGUUAUAUGUUUUGACUUUGAAAAGAUCUGUGCCAGAUAUUUAGGUAAAACAUUUAGUGCAACGAGCAACAGAAGCAUGUUGAUCGACGGCUAAAAUGAAUCGUGCAAAGAAUACAUACGAAAGGGAACCGUCAUGAUUAGUUUUUUUUAUUUGCAGGUGCAUUUGAUAAGAGCAGUUUGGAAGAUGGCGAAGGUGCAACGGAAACAAAGAACUUGUAA